AUGAGACUGUCAGGUCUACUUCGCUUCCUGGCCCUAAUUUUUGCCGUGGUUACCACGUGGCUCUUCAUCCGUGAAUAUAUCAACUUCAACAUAAAAACCCUUCGCCUGCCCCGCUGGAUAGGUUCAGCCCACAAGAACUCUGCACAGUUGGUGAAGACCAAGUGUGGCCUCAGCAAAUCGUGCCCAGACAACUUCUUUGCGUUUAAAAUCGUCAGUGGGGCCGCCAACGUCGUGGGCCCCACCAUGUGCUUUGAGGACCAAAUGAUCAUGAGUCCUGUGAAAAACAACGUGGGCAGAGGCCUGAACAUUGUCCUGGUGGAUGGAAACAAGGGAGCGGUGCUGACGCAGAAAUCUUUCGACAUGUACUCUGGAGAUGCUAGCCUCCUGGCAAAAUUCCUUAAAGAAAUUUCCGGGGACAUGCUGGUGCUGGUGGCCUCUUACGAUGACCCAGGGACCAAGAUGAACGAUGAAAUCAGGAAGCUCUUCUCCAACUUGGGCAGCACCCACGCCAAGCAGCUGGGCUUCCGGGACAGCUGGGUCUUCUUAGGGGCCCAAAACCUCCAGAGUAAAAGCCCCUUUGAGCAGUUCUUAAAGAACAACCCAGAAACAAACAAAUAUGACGGCUGGCCAGAGCUGCUGGAGCUGGAGGGCUGUGUGCCCCGGAAGAAGCUGCGUUUGCACAGCACUUCAAAGAAGAUUGAGAAAACGUCAACAGGAUGA
This is a messenger RNA of Budorcas taxicolor (takin), 720 nucleotides long. It is a transcript of the gene FAM3D, whose product is annotated as FAM3 metabolism regulating signaling molecule D. The transcript has 10 exons. Lineage: Eukaryota; Metazoa; Chordata; Mammalia; Artiodactyla; Bovidae. The record is from RefSeq and is a predicted model, not a curated record. The coding region runs from base 1 to 720 and encodes 239 amino acids.